Molecule: messenger RNA, 3054 nt
Organism: Papilio polytes (common Mormon)
Lineage: Eukaryota; Metazoa; Arthropoda; Insecta; Lepidoptera; Papilionidae
Gene: fu
Product: serine/threonine-protein kinase fused
Exons: 11
Coding region: 176-2701 (841 amino acids)
Biological process (GO): protein phosphorylation
Cellular component (GO): cytoplasm
Molecular function (GO): protein kinase activity; ATP binding
Source: RefSeq, a predicted model, not a curated record
ACUUGGAUUUAAAACACAAAAGAAAUCAUGUUGCGAAAACAUUUAAACCAUUAAAAGUAUAAUUUCAAUUGUGAUAGUGUGUAAUUAACAUCGAGUUAUGUUAUUGAUGAGAAAACAUUGAAAGAACCUAAAAAUUCUAUGUUUUACUUUUUAAUUGAAUAUACACUUUGUAAAUAUGGAUAGUUAUAUCGUUAUUUCUUUUAUCGGAGAAGGUUCUUUUGGUCGUGUAUUUAAGGCCAAACACAAAGAAUCCGAUGCAAUAGUAGCUCUAAAAGUUAUAAGAAAGAAAGGGCGGUCGCCGAAAGAUUUGAAAAAUUUGAGACAAGAAUGUGAUAUUCAGCGGCAACUAAAUCAUCCUAACAUAAUAAGGAUGAUUGAUAGUUUUGACACAGAAUCCGAGUUAGUUGUUGUGACAGAAUAUGCUGAGAAAGAACUACACAGCAUACUUGCUAAAGAAGGAUGUUUAAAUGAAGAACAGGUUAAGAAAAUAACCUGGGAUUUAGUAUCAGCACUAUAUUACUUACAUUCUCAUAGAGUUUUACAUAGAGAUCUAAAGCCUCAGAAUGUACUACUGGACAGUUCUGGCCGAGCAAAGCUGUGUGACUUUGGCUUAGCUCGCAUUAUGACUAAUGCUACACAUAUUCUGACCUCAAUCAAAGGAACUCCACUUUAUAUGGCCCCAGAGUUAAUUGAUGAGAAACCAUAUGACCAUCAGGCAGAUCUAUGGUCAUUAGGUUGUAUUGUGUAUGAGCUGAUGGCUGGACAGCCGCCAUUUUGCACAAUGUCCAUUUGGCAGCUUGUCCGCAUGAUUCGACACAAACCUGUACAAUGGCCUAGUUUUAUCAGCAUGGAAGCCCGAUCAUUUUUACAGGGUUUAUUGCAUAAAGAUCCUGGUAAAAGAAUGAGUUGGCCUGAAAUUUUGGAGCAUCCAUUUGUAUUAGGACACAUACUUAUACUGCCUGAGGAUGUCCAAAGUGAAUCACCAUUUACUAAACCAUUAACACAUAGCCAGCAAGAGGCAAAACAACUACAAAGAGAUAAAAUAAGCAGUAAUACAAAAAAUACAAAAUCUGAAACCGAGGCAAUCAAAAUAGGAAGAGAACAUGACUUACGCAAUGUUAAAGGUGUGAUGCAAGCUAUGGAGUGUGUACCAAUGUCUGAUGAUGACAGUGUCCGAGCAACAAGUGCCUUUAGUGUUCGUGAUAGUCUUAAAACUGAUGAUGAAGACCAAUCUCAACCAAUCACUGCUGUUAAUGCUAAACUGUUACGUCACGAAUUCAAUGUGAUGAAUAACUCGAAUCUGGUCGUUUGCAAUCUAGAAAGGAAUAUGGCUCAAUUAAUGACAGUAAAUCCGAAACAUGAAAUGCACAAAAUAGAAGAAGAAAAACCUGAUUUGAAUAAGAUGGAUGAAAUCGAAAUUGUUAAUGAUGCAGAAGAUAUACCUGAGGUUAAACAGAAAGCAAAAUCUGGAGAUACAGCUUCCCAUAGCCUUGAGAAUCCUAAAAGUUCGACAAAAUGCAGCAGUGAUGUUAGUUCGGGUUUAAGUAAAAGUGUACCGCCGUCUUAUAAACAGAAAAUAUUGCAAUUCUCAAGAGAUAAACUUAGAUUUGGUAGUGGAGGUAACAGAUUAACAAGAAGUAUAAAAAGAUCAUUCCAUUUUAGUAGAAGUUUUGAUAAAAAGUCUGAAGGACGUCGUACUAGUGAACCGAAUUUAGAAGUUUCUAGUAUAGAUAAAGACAAAGUAAUCAGCUCUAAAGAAGAUAAAGAUGAAGAUGUUGAGAAGAAUGAAGUUAUAGAGGAAACAGAAGAUGUUAUUGAAGUUGCUGAUAAUGAUAGCGUUCUUAAGAAUGACAAAAAUCUGGAAGUGAAAGAGCCUUCUACAAUGGAAUUAGAAGAAUGGGAAGCAUUUCUCAAUUCCAACAUAACUGAGGUCAUGGAUGGAGAUGUAGAAUCACUAACACAACUGAACAUGGUGAGCAUGGUGGUGGGCGUGGUGGGCGUGGCGGCGCGCGGCGGGCGCGGGCGCGGGGCGCGCGUGUGCGGCGCGGUGGCGGCGCUGCUGGCGCUGCCCGCGCUCGCGCACCACCUGCCGCGCCACACGCUGCUCACUAUACAGGAUGUAUAUUUAGAAGCUAAGGUAGUAUAUAAUUUCGUGGCCGCUAUAAAUUCGUUGAUGAAAGACUGGACUGAUGACGACAAUGAAGCCGAAGACAGAGUGCAGGGCGCGGGGCGCAUGGUGGAGGUGUGCGCGUGGCUGUGCGUGCGCCGCGCCCGCGCCGCGCGCCACCUCGCCGCCGCGCUCGCCGCGCACGCCGCGCACCCGGUCUUCACCGCGCUCCUCACACUCUCUUCAAGAUCUCCGCGUAUAGUUCAAAACACAGUCGGCCUACUGAUCACUAUCCUCCAAGAUCUUCCGGAACACGCCGAUGUUGUGGAGAAGAUAUUAUUCGAUGACGCGUCUUUUAACUUCAUGGUCCUUCUAGAACAGCCUAGCGAUGCUCUCAGAAUGAGAGUCUGCAUACUUAUCAGUCUUUUGUGUACUUUCUCUUGCACCGCGUUCUCAGCGGCCAUGGAGUCCAAGUGGAGUAAGAAAGAGAGUGAAUGUUUAGAGUCGUUGCACACUCACUGCAACACGACUCUCAACAGAGCGGCGCGAUUGGCUACUAAAGAAUUGAAUAAUAUGCCCUUUUAUGUUAGCUGAUCGAGAACAUAUUUCUAUUAUUGAUAAAUUCUUUUUGUUUAUGAUACUCAAAGAACAUGGUUUUUUAUUACUAAAAAAUUAAGAUUAUGCAUGCUUUAGGAAUAUUACUAUCUCGCUCAUUAAAUAAAAAACAUCUGAAGUAAUAUAAGUUUUAAUGUGGCUUGAAUCUAGUAUUUUACAAGAGAAUCGAAUUAAAAAAUUACUGCCAAUACAAGCACAAUACAAUUUUGAUGUUGAUAUUAAAUUAUUUUUUUAAUUUAAUGUGUUUUUUGAUCUGACGGACGCGCUUAAUGUUAUAUAAGUGAUUUAAAAUAUUAUACAGUGCCAUAAAUAAAUGAUAUGUACAAUUUUAA